AUGCAAACAAGCAAAAGUUCAACGAUUCCAGCCAAAACGAUGUCAACGAGUGUAUCCUGUACAAAAAUUUCAAGAAGCGAAAUCUCAUCUCGGAAGAUUUCUUUAUCAGCAAGUGUUUCAGCAUUCAAGGUCAAUUUACCAAAGAUAAGCUCAACAAUAAUUCCUUCGAAAAAGUUAUCACGUUCGAAAAUUCGUCAAAGCGAAAUUCUGGAUACAAAGAAUUCUUUGGGAUCCUUGCAUGCAACAAGGAUAAUAGCAACUGAGGUGCCAGAAUCAACGAGAAUGCCUCCCAAGAAGUUAUCCAGCACGAUGAUUAAGCAAAGCAAGAGCUCAGCUUUAGCUUCAACAAGGACUUUAGCUGAUGGGGUGUCAGCAUCAACAAGAAUGCUCUCAAAAUCGCCAUCCUGUUUGAAGAUUCCGGAAUGCAAAACGUUGACACCAAAGAUUUCCUUGCCAGUUAUGACUUCAACGAGGAUGUUAGCACAUAAGAUGUCAUCAUCUUCAAGAAUUCCUCAAAGGGAAAUUCUGGAUACUAAGAAUUAUUUGGGAUCCUUGCAUGCAACAAGGAUAAUAGCAAAUGAGGUGUCAUCAUCAUCAAUACAGCCUCCAAAGAAAUUAUCCAGCAUGAUGAUUGAGCAACGCAAAAUGUCGACCCGCAAGAUUUCUUCAUUAGCCGUGCCUUCAACUGGGAUCUUAGCAAAUGAGGUGUCAUCAUCAAAACAGCUUCCCAAGAAGUUAUCCAGCACGAUGAUUAAGCAAAGUGAAAUGUCGACCCACAAGAUUUCUCCAUCAGCCGUGCCUUCAACUGGGAUCUUAGCAAAUGAGGUGUCAUCAUCAUCAAAACAGCCUCCUAAGAAGUUAUCCAGCAUGAUGAUUGAGCAACGCAAAAUGUCGACCCACAAGAUUUCUCCAUCAGCCGUGCCUUCAACUGGGAUCUUAGCAAAUGAGGUGUCAUCAUCAUCAAAACAGCCUCCUAAGAAGUUACCCAGCGUGAAGAUUCAGCAAUGCAAAAUGCAGCCUAUUAAGAAUAAAGCGAUCUCAGCUGUGCCUUCUUCGUCAAAGAUGUUUUCGAAAAGGAUGAAUUCAAAGAAAAUGUCGGCCGUAAAAAGUUCUCAAUCAUGUUAUCGUAAAAUAAUUCAAACUUCACCGCAUUUCAACGUUAUUGAUUUGCCAUACGACCAUGACUUGAUUUUUUCUGAUCGCAAAACUACAAAAUUAUAUCGAGGAUUUAUGACUUAUUUCGUCAACGAGUCGUAUAAGCUUAAAAAAGACUUCCUUAACUACCUUAGGACGAAGAAAAUGCAAACAAGCAAAAGUUCAACGAUUCCAGCCAAAACGAUGUCAACGAGUGUAUCCUGUACAAAAAUUUCAAGAAGCGAAAUCUCAUCUCGGAAGAUUUCUUUAUCAGCAAGUGUUUCAGCAUUCAAGGUCAAUUUACCAAAGAUAAGCUCAACAAUAAUUCCUUCGAAAAAGUUAUCACGUUCGAAAAUUCGUCAAAGCGAAAUUCUGGAUACAAAGAAUUCUUUGGGAUCCUUGCAUGCAACAAGGAUAAUAGCAACUGAGGUGCCAGAAUCAACGAGAAUGCCUCCCAAGAAGUUAUCCAGCACGAUGAUUAAGCAAAGCAAGAGCUCAGCUUUAGCUUCAACAAGGACUUUAGCUGAUGGGGUGUCAGCAUCAACAAGAAUGCUCUCAAAAUCGCCAUCCUGUUUGAAGAUUCCGGAAUGCAAAACGUUGACACCAAAGAUUUCCUUGCCAGUUAUGACUUCAACGAGGAUGUUAGCACAUAAGAUGUCAUCAUCUUCAAGAAUUCCUCAAAGGGAAAUUCUGGAUACUAAGAAUUAUUUGGGAUCCUUGCAUGCAACAAGGAUAAUAGCAAAUGAGGUGUCAUCAUCAUCAAUACAGCCUCCAAAGAAAUUAUCCAGCAUGAUGAUUGAGCAACGCAAAAUGUCGACCCGCAAGAUUUCUUCAUUAGCCGUGCCUUCAACUGGGAUCUUAGCAAAUGAGGUGUCAUCAUCAAAACAGCUUCCCAAGAAGUUAUCCAGCACGAUGAUUAAGCAAAGUGAAAUGUCGACCCACAAGAUUUCUCCAUCAGCCGUGCCUUCAACUGGGAUCUUAGCAAAUGAGGUGUCAUCAUCAUCAAAACAGCCUCCUAAGAAGUUAUCCAGCAUGAUGAUUGAGCAACGCAAAAUGUCGACCCACAAGAUUUCUCCAUCAGCCGUGCCUUCAACUGGGAUCUUAGCAAAUGAGGUGUCAUCAUCAUCAAAACAGCCUCCUAAGAAGUUACCCAGCGUGAAGAUUCAGCAAUGCAAAAUGCAGCCUAUUAAGAAUAAAGCGAUCUCAGCUGUGCCUUCUUCGUCAAAGAUGUUUUCGAAAAGGAUGAAUUCAAAGAAAAUGUCGGCCGUAAAAAGUUCUCAAUCAUGUUAUCGUAAAAUAAUUCAAACUUCACCGCAUUUCAACGUUAUUGAUUUGCCAUACGACCAUGACUUGAUUUAUGUCACAUUAAGCAGUAUUAAUAGCAGCAGACGUGUAUGUCCAACUCUUCCACUCAAAUCUCCUGGAUUUAUAAGGUCGGUGAAAAAAAUGUUUUCUUGGGUUCGUAGGAAGAUCACGUGUGCAAAUUAUUAA
Molecule: messenger RNA, 2625 nt
Organism: Chironomus riparius
Lineage: Eukaryota; Metazoa; Arthropoda; Insecta; Diptera; Chironomidae
Source: the annotation of a GenBank genome assembly